AUGUCAUCAUCAUCUAGAGGAAGAUCCAUUUUAUUAAAUACUUCCAGUGGAACCAAUACCAAUGUAAAUACAGCUACCAAUGUAACACCUAAUAUCCAAAUUGUAGAAAGUGAUAGAUCACUAUCACCGACCAAUAAUAUCAAUAAUACAACACCACUUGACACCAGUAUCAGCAGAGUAUGUAGCGAGUCUAGAAGCCGUAGUAUUAGCCGGAGUAGAAGUUUAAGCUCUAUAUUCAACCAACAAAGUUUAAAGUGGACGAUUAUUAGAAGAAAUCCCGCCGAAAGAUUAAACACUGAAGACAUUGCUGCUUCGAAUACUAAUAACAUAGGCAGCAGCAGUAGCGAUCUACUUGAUGAUGAAAGUGAUGAAGAACAAGUAAGCGACGUGGAAAAUGAGGCAGAUAUAGAUGCUAAGUUGACUUACGAGAUGGGAUCUCAAGUGUUGCCUAAUUUCGAAAUGAAUUUAAACAGAAUAGUAGAAAAUUCAAAACCGUGGGUGGAAGCAUAUAAAGCAGAACACAAGAAUGUUGCUGAGUUGAUAGACACUCAAGAAUUACAAGGAGGAUGUAAUAGAGCGAGUGUUGUAAUUGGAGGGAAUGCUCUUGAUUCUCCUGAAAAUACAAGUGGCAAAUCUUACAUAGUGUUUCACGAUCUAACACAAGAAUGCCAAUAUGCUCUAACUUACACUUUUGGGGCUGUUUUGAAUAAGAAUGACACAGUGUACAUUUUACACACCGAAUCUAGCGGAAGCGGUUCAAAAUUACAAGAGAAUGUUUUAAAAAUUUUUUAUCAUGUGAAAUUUCUAUUCGACAAUUUUCAUACGUUGGAAGAAAAGGACAUCCAAGUAGCUAUUGUAUCUGUAGCACACCCAUAUCCAAAACACUUGUUGAAUACAAUGGUUUAUUCAUUGUCACCCACUUUAAUUAUUGUAUCCUUGAGUGUUAUCCUAGGCACGUUGUCGAAUUACAUUAGUACUGUACCAAUGUUGGUUGUUCGUAGAAAAUUGAAAAAAGUCAAGAAACUAGGAUUAUACGAUUGA
Molecule: messenger RNA, 1041 nt
Organism: Saccharomycodes ludwigii
Lineage: Eukaryota; Fungi; Ascomycota; Saccharomycetes; Saccharomycodales; Saccharomycodaceae
Gene: IMP21
Product: Imp21p
Exons: 1
Coding region: 1-1041 (346 amino acids)
Source: RefSeq, a predicted model, not a curated record